AUAAACGGUUAGGUUUUAAUGCCAAAUAUUGUGUUUACGAAAAUAUCAAAAUAUUGUAAUUAAAAACUGAAAUGCAUACAUAAUCCCUGCAGGGAAAUCCGAGCAACUUGCUAUUAAGACACAUAAAGAUACCACAAAGAAAUUCCUGAUGUAGAUCUCAAGUAGCCUUAAUCAAACCACUGUGACGACAGAAAUCAAAAUGGCCGACAUUGGACCCUCACAACCUGUCAAAUGUGACCGUUAUUACACAGAUCGCAACAAGACAACAUUUAUAUAUGGCGGAUACGAGGGAAUUCCCGAGACCCUGCUCAUCAAUUUCUGUGUUUGGCUGCUGCUGCUUAUCCUCUUUGGGAUUCUGCGUAAGCUUGCGUGGGAUUAUGGGAGAAUUGCACUGGUCAGCCGUCGUGAUGAAAGAGAAACGUUGGUGUCUGAGUCGAGAUAUAAUGUAUGGACAUCACUAUUCUAUACAGACAGGUCUUCAUUGGACACCCACACGUCACAGGAAUCUCUCGAUACAAAAAUAUUCGGCCAGGAUAAGGGUUUCUGUGGGUGGCUUCCAGCUAUAUUUAAAAUCAAAGAUGAGCAUUACUUGCGGAAAAGUGGUCGAGACGCUGUGCAGUACUUAAUAUUUCAGCGCCAUCUGUUGGUGUACACAGGAAUCAUCUGUAUCUUGUCUAUAGGUGUCAUCCUUCCUAUCAACUUCCAGGGCACCCUAGAGGGCAACACACAGACAUUUGGUCACACUACUAUUAGUAACAUAAAUAGCAACUCCCCGACACUUUGGGUACAUGCUUUAUUAGCGAUUGUAUUCCUUGUCAUAGCCGUUUACUUUAUGCGGCAUUUCUCCAUCAAUCUGCGCUACGAAGAGGAUGAUCAGACUUCUAGAUCACUGAUGAUCUCAGGGAUUCCCAAAGACAAAUGCUUCAAGAACCUCAUGCAGCAACAUUUCCAGGAAGCAUAUCCAGAGGUGUCUGUACUUGACAUACAGUUUGCUUAUAAUAUUGGAACACUCAUAAAACUAGAUAAAAACAGGCAAAGAGCCUAUGAAGGCAAGAUCAACUCUGAGAACAUUCAUAAAGAGACAGGGGAGCGUCCUGAGAUGGUUCCUAAAAUGUGUGGACAAGUCUGUUGUUGCUGUUCCCCAUGUGGCUGUAGAAAGGUUGAUGCCAUAAUGUACUACACUGAUGAGGAAAAUAAACUGCGGGAGCAGUGUGAACAAGAAAAGGUGAAUGCUUUCCGAGACUCGCUGGGUAUUGCCUUCGUCACAUUUGAUAAUGACUUCAUGGCGGCAAGGAUCUUCUCAGAUUUCAAGACAUCGUGCAAAGGGGCACAUAAUCCACAACCAUCAACAGUAAGCACAGAACUGGAGGCCCCUGGCUGGGAGGUGAAGUAUGCCCCGGCACCUGACAAUAUAUUCUGGGAAAAUUUAUCAACCAAUAAGAUCUUGUGGUGGACACGUGCAGUUAUUGUGAAUUGCAUUCUGGUUGUACUCCUCUUUUUUCUAACAACGCCAUCUAUUUUGAUGAACUUGUUGGAUCAAUGGAAUUAUAAAAAAGCACUCAAUGACCUUCAUAGUGCAUUUAUAGUGCAAUUUCUCCCCACUGUGAUACUAUGGACAUUCUCAGCUCUUCUACCAAAUCUAGUCUACUAUGCUGAGUAUUAUCUCAUUGGCCAUUGGACAAGGAGCGGGGAGCACCACGCCGUUAUGAGAAAAACAUUCAUAUUUCUUCUACUCAUGGUCAUAGUGCUGCCCUCUUUAGGCCUGACUAGUGCCAAAGCUCUCCUAGAGUUCCUGGGUACUCAGGAUGAAGGAGUGGUGAAAUUUAGAUGGCAGUGCAUCUUUCUGCCUGACAAUGGUGCAUUCUUUGUGAAUUACGUCAUAACAUCAGCAUUUAUUGGCAGCGGAUUGGAGCUUAUACGCUUCCCGGAACUGUUCAUGUAUGCACUGCGCCUCCUAUUGGCCAAAUCUGCAGCUGAACAGACUGCGGUCAGAAAGCAUCUUGUGUGGGAGUUCCAGUUUGGCAUCCAAUAUGCCUGGAUGUUAUGUAUAUUUGCUGUCAUUGUAGUCUACAGUAUACCAUGCCCCCUAAUUGUACCUUUUGGCCUACUGUACUUAAUCCUCAAACAUCUGGUGGACCGCUACAAUAUCUAUUUCGCUUAUGGCCCAUCAAAGAUCGACAAAAAUAUUCACACCAGUGCUAUCAAUUUCGUCAUUGUAGCUGUCAUUAUGUUGCAGUUCUGCAUUGUCUUCUUCACAGUGCUCAGAUCAGAAAACACAUAUGGUCUUACUGUUUUCUCGCUCGUCGCUCUGUUCCUUACGCUAAUCAUCUUCGUCGGGCGUCUCUGUUUUGGUUGGUUCAAAGGAUUUGGACCCCUUAGUUACUCUCAGUUUCAGAAUGGAGUUGAGAGUCCCAUGACACCCCCAGAAGAACAGGAACUCAAGGCAUUUGUGCCGAAUGUUCUCCUUAAAGAGACUGACCAGAGGACUUACCAAGCUCCCAGUCCAGUAAGAGAGGCCACUACCCACAAUGCCCCAGCUCCAGCCAGCCAAUCAUAUGGUGCCACAGAUUCUCCGAGUCAUGAAGCUUCUCAUGCAAAUCACCAUGAUGAAUUUGAAUAAAGCUCCACAAUUGUUGCGCUUUAUACUAACAAAGUAGACUAUAAUGAGUGGAAUCGGCAAGGAAUA
Molecule: messenger RNA, 2686 nt
Organism: Owenia fusiformis
Lineage: Eukaryota; Metazoa; Annelida; Polychaeta; Sabellida; Oweniidae
Source: the annotation of a GenBank genome assembly